AAGGCGAGCAGCAGAGAGGCAGGAGAGGGGGCGUCCAACUUGAACUGAGGGUUUUACAAAGGAAGAGGGGUGUCUCCACAGAGACCGAGUCAAGCCGCUUGAGUCGCACAGUUUUCGCAGGAAAACCAGUAAGAAGCUCAGCUUUUCAGUCCACGCUUUGGAUGCAAAUGGAAGCAACAUGAGUGGAGGCCAAGAGGAGCGAGCACUGACGGACCACGGCCUCCAUCUGAAUGGGACUGCAGCUCUGGGACUGCAGGAUGAGGAGAUUGACGCGGCUCUGUAUGAGUUCAAAGUGUUUAACAUCGUCAUCACUGCCCUGGCCCUGUGCGUCCUCACUAUCACCGGCCUGUACUGCAUCACUGCCUGCUACAAUCGCACAAGGCAGUCAAAGAGGGCUCACGUGUACGAGAAUGCAGUGACUCGAGGCGAGCCAGCGGACCCGGUGGCGGUCAGAGCAGUGAAGAGGUCGACCAGCUUCCUCAACCCUCUCGCCUUCUUCAGGAAAACAGAGGCAGCAAAGGACAACUCCAAGAUCUAUUACAUCUACAGCAACCCACUGCCUGUAGGACUGAAGGAGGAGGAGGAGGAGGGGGGCGGGAAAACAAGCCGGGAUGCAGAGGAGCAAUCUGUGCUGCCUCCGCCUCUGUCGUUUCAAGAGUAUGCCGACGACCCCAACAGUGGCGUCAUCCUGGACCCUCCCAUAUUUUACAUGCAGCUUUAGAGGACAGGAGGGAGAAGAUGUAAUAAAAUUAGAGCACAGUCAGAAAAAUUCCACCCCUAGAAAUGUUUAUCAGAAGUUGUCAUCAUGCGCAGGCCUUUAAAUGGCACUCCAGCAACUUCGCAAUUUAAAUUCAGCUGACUUAUGAAGAGCAUUACUCAGUCAGUAACACAAGCAGUAAAAAGUCAUGCACAGCUCUGGAGGAGUCUGACAAAUUAACGUUGAUUAUGUCACAGCAAUUUGAUUAGAGUUAUCUUAGCAUAGGCCUAAACACAGACUCUAUAAUAAAAGCCUACUAUAUAAACUGGAGGAAGUAAUGAAAGAUGCUAUUACAUUGCAUUGUGGGAAAUCCAGUGUUUCAAAAGUUUGACCCGAUCUGGGGACAUCAGGAUAUAUCGGCUGCAACUAUUACUGCUUUGACUUAUAUUUUUUUUAAAUUUAAUUUUCCAUCUUAAAUCACUAAAGUACCCCUUUCAUAACAAAUAACUUCAUUUUUUGCUUGCAAAGUAAGUGCAAGUAAAUGUAAAACUUUAAGACUGCUGCUGCUAAAGAAAGCUUGUGUUGAAGAGAAAACAAAAAUGUGCAUUUGACUUGAGCAUGCAGCUGCCUUUUUUAAAUUUUUGGGAGAAAAAAAGUGUCUUCUUAUUCUCUAGAAGCACAGCAUGGUUUAAAAGCUCUGCCAGCAGGUUCAGACAGCAGCGAAAUUUUUAUGUAUUUUUCUGGCAAUAUAAAUGAACUUAAUUUGAAAGAUGCUUAAAUGAAAAACAGGAUUAAUACAAUUAUGCAUAAUGAAGCUAAAUAACUGGAUAUGUUUGCAUAUAGAAUGGCAGCAUGCAAAGGCUUAGGGAUAGACAAUAAGUUACGCAUAUUUCUAUUGGUAGAGUUAGAAAAGAGUUAAAUUUAGUCAACUGUGCACAAAGCAUUUUUGAGCUGUUAAAUUGGUGACAAAUUCUUGACAAUGGAGUUAAUGUACAUCCUGAUGGCUUUCAGGACAAUGAUUAGAUAACAUGACCAGUACAGUCCUUUGACCAGUGACAAUAAAAGACCACUUUAAAAGGUC
Messenger RNA from Acanthochromis polyacanthus (spiny chromis), 1778 nucleotides. RefSeq lists its product as uncharacterized. The transcript has 3 exons. The coding region runs from base 179 to 721 and encodes 180 amino acids. The record is from RefSeq and is a predicted model, not a curated record. NCBI's taxonomy places the organism in Eukaryota, Metazoa, Chordata, Actinopteri, Pomacentridae.